Messenger RNA from Strongylus vulgaris, 438 nucleotides. The record is from the annotation of a GenBank genome assembly. Lineage: Eukaryota; Metazoa; Nematoda; Chromadorea; Rhabditida; Strongylidae.
AUGCCACUAGCAAAUAUAGUUGUUUUUCUCUUAUUAUAUUCGCUAGUCACGCUAGCUCAAAAGCAGGAGAUCGCAGGGUUACCAGCAAUAUCCCAUUCUUUAAAUUUUACAUCCCAUCGAGCCAAGCGUUGGGGUUAUGGCACCUACGGGUACGGUGGUCCCGGAUACGGUCUCGGUUUCUUUCCUAGUGAUCGUGGUCGCUACGGCAAUAUGUACGGCACUGGCAUCGGAACAAAAAUUCUACAUCCCAUCGAGCCAAGCGUUGGGGUUAUGGCACUUACGGGUACGGUGGUCCCGGAUACGGUCUCGGUUUCUUCCCUAGUGAUCGUGGUCGCUACGGCAAUAUGUACGGCACUGGCAUCGGAACAAGUGUCAACCUUCGACUUGGUGGAUAUAGCAAUGGGUUUUUGCUCAGUCAGACCCAAGGUUGCCAAAUGA